CGCUUUUUGCAUCCAGUCACGUUCUCGUCCGUCCAUCUCAACCCCAUCAAUCAUUGGCAUCCAUCCGGCUUGCUCGCAGUACAGUACCGCCGCUGACGUCAGCGUUUCGUUCGUGGCUGGCUGGAACGGCCCGACGCACUCCCACCGGAUCUCCACCGUUUGGAACAAGACAGGUUGGCGUUGGAUUCGCCUACUCGGGCGCUUUCGAACACCGUCAGUCUCACUUCAAACAGUUGGGGUGUGACGGAGAUAUGGGCCGUGAUAUUUUCUGAACUUGUUCGCCUUAUUCCCUCAAUUUUCGAUCUUUUUUGUCGAAGCUGCAACAAACGGCUGAAAAAAAUGUCCGUUGGAUCCUUCCCCUCGAGCGCUUUCGAACGCCGUCGAUCCCAUCCGGAGCCGUGAGGAUUUGAGAGAGAGAGAGAGAGAGAGAGGAGGAGAUGGCGACGGGUGAUGAGGUUGGAUUUUGGGGAUGAGACGUAUAUAAAGACGUUCCCAAUAGUCGCCGCCUCUCAGAAGUUACAGUACUCAAACAUGCCUUCCCUCGUUCAACUUCUGGCGCCCUCCAAAGAUGGCCCCCCAUCUCCAUAUAGCGUUCGUUGCUUGACGCGAAACUCCAACCACCGUCGAUCCAUAUAGCUCAGAGAAAUGGGAACAGAGAUUGUUCGGGGUUGGUGAUAACGUCAAACGCUAAUCUACGUUUUCCGAUGUUUUUCGACUCCAUUUGCGUUGCCAAACUAUUCGAAGGCUGCUAUGGUGCCUCCGUCAACACAUGGUUUUUCUUGCGGCGAGGCUGAAGAGCUGCGAGGCCGGCAUUCGCAUCUUCGAGAUCGCCAAGCAGAGGAAGCUGCGCCACUAUGUUUGGCCAUGUCUUG
This is a messenger RNA of Cantharellus anzutake, 872 nucleotides long. RefSeq lists its product as uncharacterized. The transcript is spliced from 2 exons. The coding region runs from base 451 to 636 and encodes 61 amino acids. NCBI's taxonomy places the organism in Eukaryota, Fungi, Basidiomycota, Agaricomycetes, Cantharellales, Hydnaceae. The record is from RefSeq and is a predicted model, not a curated record.